CUUAAGAACUUAAGCGGUGAAGACGUCCGUGAAGCAGCCACAGACCUGCAGGCUCACCCGCAGGCUGACAAUGUUGGACGGGCAGAGAGCAGUGCAGGCUAACCUGCCCACACAGGUGUAAGCUACUCGUCAUCCGCUCGCGGGGGGACGGAGGGGCUGUCGCCACCAGGUACGUUUUACAUGUACGACCGCGCAUCGUCCCGGUGCUGCCACACAUCCUAAACCCUUUCCUCCCGGGACCAUUGAGAUGCACCGUUAACGUUUCAGCGAGACUUCCUUUCGGGCUCUGAGAUGAACUUAAAGUGGACAGUGAAACGAUUUCUUCUUAUGUCGUUUUCAGUCUCCCACUUGCUGUUACUUGAGGGAGCUCAGAGCCGACUUUCAGGGACAGAAGGAAGACUGCAGAGAAGGGCUAAUGCACUUCGGAGGAAACGGGAUCUCCUCGGGGAGGAGACAUACAGACCACUGCUCUCGGAGGGCACUCUGUCACGCAGCAUUUUACACAACUACACAGCCAGAGAUGCCUCUUCUGAAUAUUGCGGCUGCCUCAACGGUGGCUGGUGUCAGGAGGGGGGUGUGUGUGACUGUGCACAGUUCCAGGCACUGGGAGACCGCUGCCAGAUCAUACCUAACCAGGGCCAGGACAGAGACGGCAUCUGCAGGUCAUGGGGUCAGCACCACUACGAAACAUUUGAUGGAAUCUAUUUCUACUUCCCUGGAACCUGCUCUUACAUUCUGGCCCAGGACUGCAACUCAGCUACACCACAGUACACAGUGUGGGUCCACAACAGCAGAGUUUGUGACGAAAAGGUGUAUUCAUGUCCAAGAGCACUCAGUCUGUUCUUCCCAAAUGAGGAGGAGAUCCACAUCUCUGGAUAUCAGGUCCACCAGGGAGGCCACAGGUUAAGUCUGCCUCAGACAAUCGGUGGUGUGUUUAUUGAGCGACUGGCCGAUUACCUGCUGGUUAAGAGUGUGUUUGGCUUCUCUCUGGCCUGGGAUGGAGGCUCGGGGGUCUAUCUGAAGAUGAGCGAGGAGCACCAGGGUGCCCCCUGUGGCCUGUGUGGGAACUUCAACCACAUUGCUGGCGAUGACCUCACCACUUCUCGCGGCAUUCGGACAGAUGAGCCUGCAUUGUUUGCUAACAGCUGGGCGGUGGACUUGCCUCAUGAGAGAGCCUGUCCCUCAGUAGAUCUCGACUUCAAUGGGCCUUGCCAGUCUGAGUCAGACAUGGACGAUGCCAUAGAGAAAUGCAGUGCGCUUCUUUUCUUCCCAUUUCUGUCCUGUCAUGAAAACAUUGACCCAAAUCCCUUUGUGGCCAGCUGUGUGUCUGACCUCUGUGUAUCCGAUGACGAGGAAACAUUUUGUCGAGCCUUGGUUGAGUACACCCGAGCCUGCUCACAUGUUGGAUAUCCAGUAAGAGAGUGGAGAGACAGCUUCCCUUCUUGUAAUGACGGCUGUGAGGAGAGUUUUGUUUAUAGAGACUGUAUUAGUUGCUGUCCGCCCACCUGUACAUUUGAAAAAGAGUGCUUGGGAACCAACCUACAUUGUCUGGAUGGUUGCUAUUGCCCUGAUGGUCUUAUCUUACAAAAUGGAACUUGUAUCGCUGUAUCUCAGUGUCCCUGUGUUUACCAUGGUACAUCAUAUGUGCAGGGACACGUGCUUCAACAAGGAUGUAGCGUUUGUGUGUGCGCGGGAGGAGUGUGGAACUGCACUGAGAACAACUGCACAGCUGAGUGUUCGGUGAUUGGUGAUGUGUUUGUGACGACAUUUGACGGUAGGAUGUUUCUCCAGCCGGGGGCGUGUCAGUACGUCCUGGCGAAGAGCCGCAGCAGCAGCCGAUUCACAGUCACAGUGCAGUACACAACCUGUGCAGAGCAGCAGGUGUGUAUUCAGUCGGUGACAGUGGUGUUGGAUGAAGAUGUGAGUCAUCAGAUCACUCUAACCAGAGAGGGGGAGGUGAUAAUUGGUGUCAACCAGGCACCUGUCCUGCCCUAUGUUGAUGAUGCAGUGGAGGUGCAGAAGCUGACCACCGUGUUUACACUGCUGAAGACAGGGAUUGGUCUGAGGUUACAUUAUGAUGGUCGUGGAGGGCGGGUCUACCUGCAGCUGGACAGCCAGUGGCGUGGACAGACUCUGGGCCUCUGUGGAACUUUCAAUGGAAAUCUACGUGAUGACUUCUUAUCUCCAGCAGGGAUGAUAGAAGGCACUCCUCAGCUUCAUGCCAACGUUUGGAAGGUUUCAUCUGCUUGUGUCGCUCCAGUCAACCUGCCCAUUGUAGACCCAUGUGAGAUGAACCAGAACAAUGUAUUUUAUGCAUCCCAGUGUGAGGUGCUCGUGGGAAGUGUGUUUGCCCCUUGUCAUGGCUACAUCAGUCCAAACGUCUACCAGCAGCAGUGUCGCUACCAGGCCUGUCGUUGUGGGAGCAGCUGUUUGUGUACAGCACUGGCUCACUACGCUUACCUCUGCUCCAAACACGGAGUCAGCAUCGAUUUCAGAUCACAAGUCUCUGAAUGUGGAGUGGUCUGUCUUGGAGGCAUGCUGUACAGCUCUUGUGUGUCGUCUUGCGGGCGGUCCUGUCGUGCUCUGUCUGGCACAGAGACAUGUAACCCUGACGACUGCGCAGAGGGGUGUGGCUGUCCAGAUAGCAGUUACUAUGACGAUGUGCGUCAGCGCUGUGUACAGCUGUCUCAGUGUCACUGUUACUCCAUGGGUGGUGUGUCACAGCCAGGGGAGGUGACCUUCAGUGCCUCUGGCCCCUGCCUGUGCAGAAAUGGGAAGAUGGAGUGUGUGCCAGAGGAAAAAGAGCCAGACAGCGUAGAGGUUGGUGAAUGUCCAGAGGGGAAAGUGUACCACAGCUGCACUGAGCAGAGAGGAGGUGUGGCCUGUGCACCGACCUGCCGUAACCUGAUGUUGAACCUCACCUGCCCUCCCAGCACACCAUGCAUCCCUGGCUGUGUCUGCCCUCCUGGGCUGGUCCUGCACCAUGGGCAGUGUUAUUACCCGGAGAACUGCCCCUGUGUCUGGCUGGGCCUUGAAUACCUGCCUGGAGAAACAGUGGAAACACCAUGUUACAGAUGUGUGUGCCACCGAGGCUUUUUCAACUGCAGCUACUCACCCUGUCCAGCUGUGUGUACAGUCUACAGUGACAGACACUACCACACCUUUGAUGGCCUUGAGUAUGACUACCACUCUGACUGUCAAGUCUAUUUGCUUAAAAGUGCUGGAGAAACCGAGGUGUCCAUUGUUGCUCAAAACAAGGACUGCUAUGAGAGCGGCAUUGUGUGCAUGAAAAUACUGGUCAUUCACGUGGGACUUACCAAGAUCUACUUCACCGACAACUCUGGCAACCCUAGCCCAUCCACUGUUGUAGGUCGAGGGUCAGAGUUUGAGCUUUGGAAAGCAGGCUACUACACUGUGGUCCACUUCUCUAAUCAGGACCUGACCAUCCUCUGGGACCGCAAAACCACUGUACACAUCAGAGCUGGACCUCAGUGGAAGGGCCUUCUCAGUGGACUAUGUGGAAAUUUUGACAGUGUGACAGUGAACGAUAUGACCACCUCCAGCCACAUGGAAGUCAAUAAUGCACAGACCUUUGGAGACAGCUGGGCCCUAGGAGAGUGUGAAAGUGACUACGUAGUCGAGCGACCAUGUGAAGGGGACUUAGGCAGACAGCCGUAUGCCAAGAGGGAGUGUGCUCUUCUCUACAGCGAUGUCUUUGCACCCUGUCACAAUGUGGUGGAUGUGGCCUGGUUCUAUAGGAACUGCCUCACAGACACUUGCAAUUGUAACCGUGGGGGAGACUGUGAGUGUCUCUGUACGUCCAUCGCUGCAUAUGCACACAAAUGUUGUCAACAGGGAGUCACAAUACACUGGAGAUCACCCUCUGUCUGUCCCUAUGACUGUGAGUACUAUAAUCAAGAGCUCGGUGAUGGCCCAUUUUCCUUGGUGAGUGCUGUUUUUAAUGACACUAUGUUUGGAGUGAAUCGCACCAGCAGCUCAGUUUUUCCUCUGGUGAGAGAGAGAACAGGGAAGUUGCCUGCUCCAGGUCUACUGUUCAACUUCAUGAUCACAGCAGGCCUGCAGAAGGACAGAACAUCACGUGUCCGAGUGGUGUCUUUGGAGUCUGCAGAAAGACCAAACUAUUUCCUUGUCGUGUCAGGGCACAGCAGUCUUCAGAUGGAGCGUUGGAGUCGAGGGGCCGACUUUAGUCGAAGGGCAACCUUUAUUCAGCACCAGGGGCUCUUUCUGCCAGGUCACACCUCUUUCGAGCUUGUCGGCCAUCCUGGAAUCUUUCUGACACUGACACGCACUGCUGCACGAGCUCAGAGAUAUGACAGCUCAGACGGCUUCAAAGGCAGCAGCAGCUUCAAACUGGAGGAAAGCAGUUUUGUGAUACCAUACCGUAUGAUGUGUGAGUGGCGCUACCAAGCCUGUGCCAGUCCUUGUGUCCACACUUGCAGCGACCCAGAUGCAACACGCUGCCAGUUCCUGCCUCCUGUCGAGGGAUGCUUCCCACGUUGUCCCAAGAACAUGGUCCUUGAUGAAGUCACCAGAAGAUGCGUCUACACAGAGGACUGUGUUUCCCUUCCCCCAACUCCAACACCAUUUGCAUAUGUGACACGGUCCAACAGAACCACCACAGCACCACCAACAACUUCAACAACAACAACAACAACAAGCACUAUGACUAUUACCACAAGGCCUUCAACCACAACUACUACUACCAGUACCUCUACAACCACAACCACCCCAGCCACCACCAGAGCGACGACUACCUCCUCCACCACUGUCAGGCCUACAACAACCACUACCACUCCUACUACUCCCAGUACAACAUCAGCCACCGAGCGUGUCACCACUCCACUUACCACUGUUGUUUCAACCACUCUCAUUCCCUCAAGCCCACCAGCGAUGACCACUGUCAGCACAACUGAAAUGACCCCCACUCAAACUACAGUAAGCACAGGGGUCACUUCAACAGUCACCACCGCAACACCAUCCAUUCUGUCCACUGAGGCUACAGUCCCCUCGUCUCCCUCUCCUUCAUCACCGGCUAUUUUUCCUUCCACCACCUUGCUCCCAACUCCCACCACCCCCACCAUUGCCACAACAUCUCCAACAUCAACAACUUCAACCCCAUCUUCUCCAACCUCCCCCUCUACACGGCCACCACUCUCUACAGAUGUCACAACUGCCACGACCUCCACCACUUCACUCCCUGAAACCACCACUGAAACAACAACCAUUCUUCAACCUUCACCGGAUUCUACCACCACCACAGACACCUCAACAGUUGUGACAACAACUGAAGAACUUCCUACAACCAUCGAGCCCACUAGUGAGCCAGUAACCAUUGAAAUAAUCACCAGCCCUGACACCGUUCCUGUCACAGAGGAAGCAUCAACCACACAUCCUUUCCUCUUGCCCACUUCUCCCUGCAUUCCUCCAUACUCCUACCGUAUCGAUGAAUGCGCUGAGCUGAUCUGUUUCAAUGGAGAGCUGCUGCUUCACAACUCCUCUCUGCACUGUCGUUUCAACACCACCCAGCCCCAGUGCAGUCUGCUGGGCCUGCCCAUCCUCAUCAACACAGACGCCUGCUGUCCACAGUGGCAGUGUCCCUGUCGCUGCACUGUGAUGUCAGACCUGCGUGUUAUCACAUUUGAUGGCAACAACGUGGCCUUGUAUGAUAAUGGCUCCUACAUCCUGGUUAACCUGCCCAGAGAGACUAUUAUUGGCACUGUGGAGAAAUGUCCAACUAGCCAGAGUGUAAACUCCAUCAGACGAACCAGUCCGGCAGGUGGAACAUCUGGUUUGUGUUUUAAGAAGCUGAACAUUACUACAGCCUCUUACAGAAUUAUUAUCAACCGACUGGAUCGUAAGGUGACGGUCAACUACAGACCUGCUAGACUUCCAUUCUCCCGUCACUCUCUUUAUGUGGAAGACACAGGCAGUAUGUACCUGAUCCACACCCCUGGCGGAAUCAGCAUACAGUGGUAUCACAGCACUGGCAUUGCUGUGUUGCAGUACAUCACCCCCUAUAAUGCGUCUGUGCCCACGCGAGGCCUGUGUGGUUGCUGUGACGGGAACCCAGAGGAUGACCUGAAGCUGCCCAAUGGCACAGUGGUCAGAGAGGUGGGGGACAUGAUGCUCUUCCUGCAGGCUUGGAGAGUCCAUACCACAGAUGAAACCGAACACAUGCGCAGGGUUGGGGACAACUGCACCACCGGGGACUGCUCCAUCUGCCUCUCCAUGCUUCGCCAGAGAGCCUUCACACCGUGUCACAGCAAGGUCACUCCGGAGCAGUUCUGCGACAUCAUGUGGGCGGGGGACCUGCACUACAAGGAUCACCAGUGUGACUUUCUGGCAGCGUAUGUGGCAGUCUGCUACACACAUCAAGUGUGCAUCAGCUGGAGACGACACAACUUCUGCCCAUUGCGGUGUCCCCCUGGAAAGGAGUAUCAGCCAUGUGUAAGCACCUGCACCAGCCGCACCUGUCUAAACAGAGAGUACUACGAGGAGACCACCUGCUCCUUCAUCAGAGAGGAGUGUGUGUGCCGUAGUGGAACCAUCCUGCACCGUGCUGACUCCCCUUACUGUGUAACUGAGGAUCGCUGUGUGUGCACAGAUAAUGAGGGAAACCCGCGGGCCCCGGGCGAGGUGUGGAAUGGCUCUGCUCGCAGCUGCUGCCUGUACAAGUGCAUGGAGAAUGGCUCUGUGGUGGCUGUCGAGCCAGACUGCAGCUCUGUUCCUACACCACUGUGUGAGAGGGAGGGAGAGUAUGUGCUGGAUGUAGUGGAGGAAGGAGCCUGCUGCCCAAAGAAGAUCUGCGAGUGCAACAUGACCAUCUGUGACAGUGAAGCUCCACCUUGUGAUAAUGGAAACAGGCUUGUGAUUGGUUACAGCGCUCUGUCCUGCUGUCCAGAGUACAGAUGUGAGUGUGACCCCAUGGCAUGCCCUCCUGUGUCUGCUCCCAGCUGCAGGGAAGAUCAGUUCCUAGUGGAGGUCAGGGGGGAAAAACCCUGCUGCUACUCCUACCUGUGUGUCUGUGAGUCAUGUAUUGAACCAAUUCCAACGUGUUCACAUGGAGAAAUUCUGGCUUUGGAUCUUAACAACAGUAACAGCUGCUGUCCUCAGUAUCAUUGUGUGUGUGAUGUCAACCUGUGCCCUGAGUCAUCUGUAAGCUGUGCACCUGGUCUCUCUUUGGUUCAAACUACUGUCCCAGGGCUUUGCUGCCCACAGCACCACUGCGAAUGCCAAUGCGAGGACAGCUCUCACCCCAUCUGUCAGGUGGGAGAGGUGCUGGUCGAGAUUCCAGACAGCAGCACCAACUGUGGGUGUCCUCAGCAUGCAUGCCAGAAGGCAGAGGUGUGUCUGUUCCAAGGGGUAACAGUGCUGGGCCCAGGUCAGUCUCUGGUUCAGUACCUUGAAGGAGAGCUGUGUUACACUGUCCACUGCCUGCAUCACAGGGAUCCAGACUCUGGCUUCUAUGCCAUGGAAAUUUCCUCUGUCAACUGCUCCCAGAGAUGUGGACCACACCAGGUGUACGUGCCGUCCACGGACCCUCAGGUGUGCUGCGGUUCCUGCAAAAAUGUCUCCUGUACUUUCACCAACGAAAACGGGACAGCAGACCUUUUCGCUGCAGGGAGUUCCUGGGUGGAGAACUGUACACGUUACGACUGCAUGGAGACAGCAGUGGGAGCGGUGAUUCUCGCCUCUGGGGUGGUUUGCCCUCCUUUCAAUGACACAGAGUGUCUUCAGAAUGGUGGUGUAGUUCAGAGCUAUGUGGAUGGUUGCUGCAGGACAUGUAAAGAAGAUGGUAAGACAUGUAAACGCGUGGCCAUUCGAACAACCAUCAGAAAAGAUGACUGCAGGAGCAAUGCACCGGUAACAGUCUAUUCUUGUGAUGGGAAAUGUCCGUCUGCCACCAUAUUCAACUUUAACAUCAACAGUCACGCCCGGUUCUGUAAGUGCUGUCGCGAGAGUGGACUACAAACCCGCUCCGUUACGCUGUACUGCUCUCGCAACGCCACAGUCGUGGAGUACAACUUCCAAGAGCCUCUUGACUGUUCCUGCCAAUGGAACUAAAAAUGGGAUUCCAGUCAGAAAAAGCAAAUAAGAGCAUAAUAAAUGAAGAGUGUAUAUGAAUAGAGGGAUAAAUGGCAGGUGGGGGUG
This is a messenger RNA of Scatophagus argus, 8172 nucleotides long. It is a transcript of the gene otogl, whose product is annotated as otogelin-like. The transcript is spliced from 57 exons. The coding region runs from base 292 to 8085 and encodes 2597 amino acids. The record is from RefSeq and is a predicted model, not a curated record. Lineage: Eukaryota; Metazoa; Chordata; Actinopteri; Scatophagidae. Gene Ontology annotation, biological process: L-arabinose metabolic process. Gene Ontology annotation, cellular component: extracellular matrix. Gene Ontology annotation, molecular function: alpha-L-arabinofuranosidase activity.